GCAGAGAGAGAGAGAGAGAGGGGUUUAUAUAGAGAGAGAGUAUGGAAGUGAGUUCAAGAACGAAAGAAGACCAUAUUAAUAUUAGCGUUAGAGUCCCGUCUGGUGAUGGUCCUUAUGUAAAAGCUAAACAUAUUCAGCUUGUUGAAAAGGAUCCAGAGGGUGCAAUAGUGUGGUUUUGGAAGGCAAUAAAUGAAGGGGAUAGAGUGGAGAGUGCCUUAAAAGACAUGGCAGUUGCAAUGAGGCAAUUGGAUAGAAGUGAAGAAGCCAUUGAAGCAAUCAAGUCAUUUAGGAGCCUAUGCCCCAAAACUUCACAACAAUCCAUUGAUAAUCUUCUCAUGGACUUAUACAAGAAAUGUGGGAAAGUGGAUGCUCAAAUAGCCUUAUUAAGGCAUAAGCUUAGACUGAUAUAUAAAGGACAAGUGUUUAACGGUAAACCAACAAAGACCGCUAGAUCUCACGGCAAGAAGAUUCUUGUUUCGGUUAGGCAAGAAACUUCUAGAAUUUUAGGCAACUUGGGUUGGGCCUACAUGCAAAAAUCCAACUUCAUGACAGCAGAGGUGAUCUACAAAAAAGCCCAAAUGAUUGACCCUGAUGCAACUAAGGCCAACAAUUUGGCCGUUUGCUUGAUCAAACAGGCCCGAUACACUGAAGCGUGUUUGGUCCUUCAACAAGUCCUCAACGGUGAGAUUCCGGGCUCCAACGACAUUAGGGCAAGAAACAUGGCCCAAGAAUUGUUGAUGGAGAUGGAAACUUUGUUGCCAACAUCGGAGUUUUUGCCGGGCCUAUCUGGGCUGGACCUAGAUGAUGACUUUGUUAAUGGGCUUGAAACAUUGAUGAAUGUAUGGGCCCCCAGUAGAUCCAAAAGACUGCCUAUAUUUGAAGAGAUUGAAAACUUUAGAGACCAAAUAACUUGUUAAUUUUGGUUAGUAGCACUUGUAAGAAAAUAAGUUUGGUUAGCAGUCCUUGUAAAAAAUUGUAAAGUUGUUAGAUUAUGCUGUUAAAUAUCGU
Helianthus annuus (common sunflower) is the source of this 1008-nucleotide messenger RNA. RefSeq names its product protein SULFUR DEFICIENCY-INDUCED 1. Gene Ontology annotation, molecular function: protein binding. Lineage: Eukaryota; Viridiplantae; Streptophyta; Magnoliopsida; Asterales; Asteraceae. The coding region runs from base 42 to 917 and encodes 291 amino acids. The record is from RefSeq and is a predicted model, not a curated record. The transcript is spliced from 3 exons.